UUUAAUGUUUUUAAAAAAUUUCAGUUAACCAGUAUACCGAAACGGAAAAAGAAUUGUAUUUGAUAAAUAAGACGUAUGAGUAUUUUUAAAGGUACCGAGCUCGACUUCAAUUUAUAUUUGAUUAUUAAGAAUUGCGUACAACGUAACCGAACCGAUUAAUUGUUAUUUAGGUUUCAAUUUUUUUUAAAAAUUAGGUUAACCGGUGAACCGAACCGGAAAAAUGAUCAUAUUUCGCUGAAUAAGACAUAGGAGUAUCUUUGAGGGUAUUUCCGAAAGAGUAAAAAAAAAAGGAUUGAAAUGAAAAUAAAUUUACACAUUUAAGUCUAGAUUAAGAAUUAUUUUUAAAAGAGAUAUAGUUUGAGAAUAAGUUUAAAAAAGAAGUCUAUUUAGGGGAAAAACUCCAACCACUCACAUAAAGAAAAGAAUGAAAGGAGAGGUAGACGUUCAUUCGCUCUCUGUAGAACAAAUGAGAGUAGAUACAAGCAUAAAAGUGGCAAAACUAAAGAGAAACUGCACGAACGUGCAAAUAUAUCAGCAAUGUCGGGGAGGGAAUGUGGAGCUGGUGAAGAAUGUCGAGGAGCCCCAUUGCUGCUAUCUGUCGGAUCCUAACUAUGAGAAAAAGGCUGUGGAGUUGAAGGACAAGUUUGCUUCUUUCAUCAGGCAAUAGAUUAGUCUAGCAGGUCGUAAGUUUAUCGGUCGUACUCGUAAUGCCGAAUCUUGAUGAGAGCAGAGCACGAGGAUCAUGGUAGCUGCAGGGAGUGGAUCUUCGGUCACUUUUAACGAGUUCAUGUCAUUUCAAUACAAUAUAUUUGAGUAUGCCGUUCGUAAUAUAUGUUGGGUAUCGAUAUUCUACUGCAAACACAACGUGCUAUUUCAAUAAGCAGCGACUAAAGUUGUGAUUCAUGGUAAUAGAUGUUUGACUUGAUAUCGAUGUGAGGAAGAUGAAUGGAGUAGGUCAAAUCCUAAUAUUGCCUUCUUCCGAUAAUUUCAUGAGAAAUGAUCAAUGUUCGAGAAAAAAUUCAAUGGUUGAUGCUCAGUCAUAUAAGGCGAAUAAUAAUGCCCAGAAGGCACUAAUAACUUAAAGCGAGCAACUUCACAUACAAAGUACAAACUCAACCGAAAUGACGUCAAAACAAAAAUAUUAAACAUGGAGGACCAAAGUGAGAUAAUAGUAAAGUAAAAGGGUAAAAUUGAAAUCAACAAAACUGAGUAUGGUAGGUCCGGUCAGUAACUCCGAUUCAGUUCACUCCCUCCUCUGUUUUCGGACACUGCUUAUCCGCUGCUUCGGCCGAGUCGUCAAUGGGGUCUCUCUGCCGCCCACUCUCUCACUUCCUCGUACGACACAGCCCCAUUCCCCAGCCGUUGCUCCGAAUCCCCGCGUUUGGCCCCGGCCUUCGGCCCCGCGCAUUCUCCGGCGGCGCCGAUAUUGCCCAUGAGUUCCGCUUCUUCCGUGUCUACAAGGACGGCCGCAUCGAGAGGUCCCACCAGCCCAACCGCAAGAUCCCACCUUCUACCGACCCCUCCACCGGCGUCCAGUCCAAGGACGUCGUCAUAUCCUCCGAACCCCCCAUCUCCGCCCGGGUCUUCCUUCCUCGGAUCCGUGACCCUGCACGGAAACUUCCCGUCCUGUUCUACGUCCAUGGCGGCGGCUUCUGCUUCGAGUCCGCCUUCUCCCCUGACAUCCACAACUACGUCAGCACCGUCACCGCGGAGGCCGAGGCGUUGGCAAUCUCCGUCGAGUACAGGCUGGCGCUGGAGCAACCCAUCCCCGCCUGCUACGACGACUCGUGGGCUGCACUUCAGUGGGCAACCUCCCACGCCGACGGCUCCGGGCCCGACCGGUGGCUAAACUGCCAUGCCGAUUUUGACCGCUUGUUUCUAGCUGGGGACAGUGCUGGGGGUAAUAUAGUUCAUGAUCUUGCAGUCCGGGUUGGGUCUGGCGGGUUAGAGGGCAGGCCGGCUGAGGUGGCGGGAAUGGUGAUGGUGCACCCGUACUUUGGGGGAACCGAGGACGACGCAAUGUGGCUUUAUAUGUGCCCGGAGAACGGUGGGUUGGAGGACCGGAGGCUGAGGCCGGGUCCAGGGGAGCUGCAGAGGAUCGGGUGUCGGCGAGUUUUGGUGUUCGUGGCAGAGAAGGACCAUCUGAGGGAGGUGGGGGCAAGGUAUGUGGAGGAGCUGAGGAAGAGCGGAUGGGGAGGGAGCGUGGAGUUGUUGGAAAAUGAAGGGGAAGAGCAUUGCUUCCAUAUUAGUGACCUCAAGUGUGAUAAAGCUGUUGGUCUGAUAAGAAAGUUUGCGUCUUUCAUCAAGGCAAAUUGAAUUGCAAACGGCGUCGAGUUUAUCCGAGGAUGUGAAGUGAAUCGGGAAUCCCUGUGAUUGAGAUUAGGAGCACCUAAGGGGAUGCAGCGGAGUUUCUUGAAAAAAACAGAUUGGAGAUAUGGAUUUGUGUGUGGAUCCAGUCGGGGCACUGUCAAAAAGCCGGAAUUUUGGCUGUUGUUGCCAACAUGAUCGGCACAUAUAGUUAGUAAGAAUCAAUUUGUAUGUCUAUUGAUGCAAGCAGCUUCAGCAGACAUCUGCCGUCUUUUUGCCGAUGUGAGAACCAAGUAAUUUCCGGCCUCUGGAUCUCUUUCGAGAUUAAUGCUGCGUUUGAUUUGUAAGGAACAUUUUAAAAUCAGAUUUGAUUUUGAAAAAGGGUGGUAUAAAUGGUUAUGUAUAAGGUCCACCCUUU
Molecule: messenger RNA, 2725 nt
Organism: Punica granatum (pomegranate)
Lineage: Eukaryota; Viridiplantae; Streptophyta; Magnoliopsida; Myrtales; Lythraceae
Source: RefSeq, a predicted model, not a curated record